This is a messenger RNA of Closterium sp. NIES-67, 2134 nucleotides long. The record is from the annotation of a GenBank genome assembly. NCBI's taxonomy places the organism in Eukaryota, Viridiplantae, Streptophyta, Zygnematophyceae, Desmidiales, Closteriaceae.
GGAAGUUGACGAGGCACACCCUUCAAGCAGUCCACAGUUGGGCUUGCAUUUUCUGCCGCAGCCGCCUCGUAGCAUCCGUCCCUUCGUCUCCUGCAUCACAGCCUCUUUAGUCUCCUCCGUUAUCGCAGAGCCCUCUUUUAUUUGCGGUGCGAUCGCCGACGAUGGCUGGUCUUGCAAUCCUUUUCAUUUGACGCUUCCAUUCCUGCAGACCGUCGCGUUUCCUAGAUUCCCCGCUAACCCGAGUGGAGUCGUCUUUAUCUGAGCCAAACCGGUCGUGAGCUAUGCGAGUUAACGUCCUUGCGCCGGUUUGAUUCGCCCAGCACUAGCUUCUGCAGCAGCCUGACUGCGGUGGUAGAGGGAGGGAUGGCGAAGCGCAGGUCGACUUUUCCUGUCGUGCGAUGGCUGCUCAUCGCCUGCGCGCUCUCCUUCGUCCUCGUGCAGAUUCGGAUGCUGAUGAUAGGAACGGAGUGCUCCGACCGCGUGAAGGUGCUCAUGGAGGCUCAGCGCAAGUGGGCCAACGAGGCCCGCUCGCUGCGCAAGAACCUCACAGACGUCACCAGGGAAACCAUGGGGCUGGAGGAGGAGCUGGAGAAGGCCCAGGCGGCGUACAAGCACGCCAGGCAAGAGCUGGUGAGCUCAGGUGGUCUUAUAGUGCAGAUAGUGCUAGAAGAUACGCAGAGAAAGCAGCAACAGCAGCAGCAGCAGCAACAGCACGUAGUGGCCACGUCAACAGAUCCAUUAGACAAGCAGGGCGGAGGGGAGGGGCAGACAGGAGCAGGGGUGACACGGGGAGGUGGUAUUCGAGGGGGAAAGAUGCUGGGUGGAGGGGUGGUGCAGGCAGCGAGGGCAGGGAGGAUGCGGGGAGGGGGCGAUGCAAAGGAUGCAGUGGCGGCUGUGGUGAUCAUGGCAUGCAAUAGAGUGGACUAUCUCGACCGCACCAUCCAAUCCGUGCUGCUGCACCACAAGGGGCUUGACACCAAGUUUCCCCUCUUCAUUUCCCAGGACGGCACGAAUGCAGGAGUCAAGGAGAGGGCCAAGCAGGCCCAACAGUUCACUUACCUGCAGCACAUAGAGGCAGCACCCCCCAGAAUGAACAACCCAGGGGAGAACAUCGCUUACUACAGAAUAGCAGAGCACUACAAGUUUGCGUUGACUGAGCUCUUUGACCGGAGGCAGUUUCCACGAGUCAUCAUUCUCGAAGACGACAUGGAGCUCGCUCCAGACUUCUUUGACUACUUCGAGGCCACUUCCAACCUGCUUGACGUGGACGAGUCCAUCCUGGCAGUGUCAUCGUGGAACGACAACGGGCAGAAGCAGUUUGUGCACGACUCGGAGCUGCUGUACCGCUCGGACUUCUUCCCAGGGCUGGGCUGGAUGCUCAAGCGCGAGCUGUGGGCAGAGCUGAAGCCCAAGUGGGCGCGUGCCUACUGGGACGACUGGCUGCGCCUGCCCGAGCAGCGCAAGGGGAGGCAGACCAUCCGGCCGGAGGUCUGCCGCACCUACAACUUUGGCGAGCAUGGUUCGAGCAUGGGGCAGUACUUCAGCCAGUACCUGGCACCCAUCCGGCUCAACGCCCUGCCAGUCAACUGGGCUCAAAAAGACCUCAGCUACCUCCUCGACGUCAGCUACCCUGCCUACAUGGUCUCCCAGCUGCGCACCGCGCGCCUCAUCCCCCUCGCAGCCGUGAACACAGAGGUGGUAACCCCAUCGGAGCUAGGGUACGACGUGAUGGUGGAGUAUGGCAACGAGAGCAGCUUUGCGCAGCUGGCGGGGGAGUUUGGCGUGUUCCAGGAGUGGAAGGCGGGCGUGCCGCGCACGGCGUACAGCGGCGUUGUGGUGUUCCGGUACCACGGGCCGCACCGGGUGUUCUUUGUGGAAAGGAGAGGGCUCGCCAGGCUGGGGUUCAAGCUGCCUUCUGGCACUUAGGCCAUGGCGUACCGUUGGAUUUGGGAGGGUUGCUAUGAAGGACACAAGUAGUGGAGCUCUACAAUGGGAAUGGGAGCUUAUAAGAAUUCCACUACGCUAACGCAUAGGGGGGAAAUGUCGGAGAAGUGAGAUAGGAAGUUUGGCCUUAUCGAAUACAGAAUCUUACUUGUAUGCUAGCCUUUUUACGGAAUACUUUCCACACUUUUUA